This is a messenger RNA of Syngnathus typhle (broad-nosed pipefish), 8310 nucleotides long. RefSeq names its product paxillin b (gene pxnb). The record is from RefSeq and is a predicted model, not a curated record. Gene Ontology annotation, biological process: substrate adhesion-dependent cell spreading; endothelial cell migration; transforming growth factor beta receptor signaling pathway. The transcript is spliced from 15 exons. NCBI's taxonomy places the organism in Eukaryota, Metazoa, Chordata, Actinopteri, Syngnathiformes, Syngnathidae. Bases 3809 to 7204 code for a protein of 1131 amino acids.
CUUUUUUUUUUUUUUUUAAAUCUGAGCAAUGCGUCACUCAGUGGUUUCGUUGCAAAGUCUCUGCAAGAGCAUGAUAAGAACUCAGGUAUUUGAGAGCAGGGAGGCGCGGCUGUUUUGUGAUGGAAAAAAUGGAACGAGGGGGUCUUAAAUCAUCACAGCUAAAGCCCAUAAAAAACUGGCUCCUCUUUGCAUCUUUACACUGUAUUGCCAGACUUACCUUGCUGUACCGACUGACCGUCUGUCUGUCUUGUCUUAUUUGUCUAUUUACUGUUUUUAAACAGAAAUUUAUUUUAUACUGUGGCCAUGUUUUAUUGUCGUGCUUGCUUUUAAAUAUUCUCUCUUUGUCCCCUCAUUGUUUGUGCGUCAAUGGGUUUAGGAGUUGUGAACAAAAUUUCAUUGUGCAAUGUACACUGAGAAUAGUCUUAAAAUUCAAAGACAGCUUUUUCAGCAGCCAGUCCAGGGCCAGCUAAUGACAGCAAUAUGUUCCAUGUGAGCAAAGCAAGAAAAAAAAAAACACUGGGGAAUGCUUGUAAAUCAGUAAUUGCAAAAAGCAUGUAACAAAUGUGUGGACGUUGCAUAGUCUAUAUUUCAAAUGUUUUUGCAAGGCUUGUGUCGUCAGAUGGUGAUAGUUGUGUCAGCAAAAUACGCACAUUUCUGGCACCUUCGCAAAAUGAACAAAACCGCACAAUAGUCACUGGAGUAACUUGAACCAGACAAAAGUAUUAAUCGAUUAAAAAAUGUGCAGAAAAUUAACAAAGUAAAACCUGGCUUGUUGUUUUAAUUAUAGUACAACACAACCAUUAAAAAAUAAUAAUGAAACUGAUCGACACUCUUAAAUUGUACAAUUUAUAUUUGGAAAUAGUUCAUAUUGAAAAUGCUGCCAAUGAUGUCGUCACCUUCGUUUUCUGUUGUGCCUUGUGCUCUGAUACCCGACAGAAGUUACACGAUGUUUGUGUAUUUCUUGUAAAAGCCAGCUAAAAGCAAAAACGAUUUUGCAUUUGCCGCUAGACCACGACUACGUGUUAAUAGGGUGUUCUGUGUUUUUAGCACAUGCAACAAAGUGGUCUUUCUUUGAGGGCCUGCCACAUCCUACACAAUCGACAGAUAUGCAUUCCUGACAUAUGCUUGAGGAUGAAUGUGGACUCUGUCAAUUACAUCAGUCUCGAUACUACGCCCCCAUUUGUUAUUCAACUGUAGGGGGGAGGGCUUUCAUUUUCUGCCAUUAAGUAUUCAACUCAAUGAGAGUAUUUAGUAGUUACUCAUUUUAUAUGUGAUUUAGUGUAUUCGCACAUGUGCUGUGUUUGUCUAUCUAUUAAUUAACCGGCAGGCUGGACUCCACUAGCCCCCCCCCCCCCUUCCUGGCAUGUUAACAUUUGCUGCCAGUCUUGUUUUAUAUAGAUAUCAUCUAAGUCUGCUGGUCUAGGGUUUCAUUGCGGGUCCAUAAACAGGUGAGCUGUGCACCCUGGUGACCCAUCCCCAUGGCCCACGUGUUAAUAGAAAGGAUUAAACAGCACUGCUUACACUCUACUCUUUGGUGCGCUCUGCGGUAAAUACACUGUUGUAGCAUUGACAACAUCAUCAUUAUUCUGGAAUUCAAAGUAUGCACGAGAUAGCGGGGCGCAUCUUGUAAUUUGACAUUUUCGGCACGGAUGACUCUGCAUCCGUUUGCAUUUGCCUCUUAUAGUUAUACUGUCAAGACAGGUGUGGGUAUGAAAUGAAAGGAUAGGGCUAAUUAUACAUCUCCUUCUGAGCCCGAUUGCUUUCUUUCAGCACAUCGGACAAAAGGAAUGUGCGGAAUGCUGCAUCAACGUUCACAUCCAUCUGAUAAAAGCAAGACCGUAGGGCGGCGGAAACUCGUGUGGUGGUACAGGGACAAGAGUGGACAAGCCCCACUGCCACAAGAAUGUGUAGUGUAUCCACACACUGACAAUUGCUUCGCCCAAUCGGACACAGAUGUCGCAUUUGACUGGGCUCCGAGUCGCUGUAAUAGAUGUUUGACUGCUGCAUUCAAGUCAGUCAUAAACCUCUAGAUGACAUGUUUUCUCCAGAGACUGCACAAUGAACGAUUGAGUCAGUAUACUGUCGAAGCAGAAUUGGACUUUGUCCUCUGGCUUCAAGUCCCUGUUUUGGAAUGGAAAAGAUUAGUCUGUUGCUUGGCUUACAGGGCAUGUUUUCAAUCUAACUGCUUCUAUCGCUUUGUGAACCACACUUGGGGACAUAGACAAACACACACUGUCAUUCAGAGGCAACACUCGAGAUUGCCCUCUACGGGGGAAAUCUUUCCCUUUAAACGAGGAAAUCCUUUUACCCAAGAGUUAAGUGUUUAACUGAACACGUAUGCAAAUGACUUGACAACACAUAAAAGAAAACCAAUUGUAAUGCAAAUGUAAUCAUGCAGAACUGUAUUCACUUUCUCCCUUGUUUCUUGGAUGGUUAUCCUUCUCAUGCAAAUGGAAACUGCUGAGUCCACAUAGUCCAAAAUGUGGUUUCAGAAAGUGGCACAGUAUUUUCAAAAGCCUCAGGCAGUGGCGUUUCUUUGCCAGUGUGAGAAACCUUUCUAGGAAUAGCUUACUCAAAAUAUUUGUUGACACUUAGUCAAAAAAAAAAUUCUACGAUGCAAGUGUUUACAGUUUGUAUAAAUCACACUGUCCAAGCCAACAUUGGUAUUUUUCCUUCCUGGAGGCUUUGUCUUUUAAGUGACAGUCAUCAUCAGCGGCAGGUUCAGCAUGUCAGCAUGUCAGCGGCAGGUGCAGAUUAUUUUGAGAGGGCCGUGAUAUUUCAGCUCAUUUGCACAGACAUGAGCUACUCGCUGGGCUUAGUGCUUUAAAUAGGCAGGAGUCCCAUGUGGUUUAUGGUAAACCAGACAAAUUCAACACGUAUCCUCUGGGCAGGAUGCCAGGAUCCAUAUACAGUAUUGGUCACAACAUGCGUGUCCAUGACUUUUCUGGGAUUUGGAUCUGGUAAAUGAUUACCAUUUAAAAUACUGUACAGUUCACAUUUGCCAAAAUCAUUUAGUAUCUUGGAUGAGAAAAUGAAAAAAAAUCUCAUUACUUUCACUGGAGGGAUACUGUCAGGCAAGUUUGGUGAGCAGACCCCUCCCUCAACCCUGCAGAAGUGUAUCGUUGCUCUUGUUCCUCUCACUAUCUUUGUCUACUUCACAAGAACACAUUGCUGUGGAUGGGCACAUACAACAGGUGCAGCAAGAAUGAACUCAGUGGGACUAACUGGGAGAUGUGGAAUGACCGAGACAACAUUCUAAACAUGGAUAGUUUCUCCCUCCUGAAGAAUGUUUUAUUUUCAAGUUGUGUAUCCAUAGAAAAUAAAAUACAAGUGGAUUUUCAGGUUCCAAUCGAUAUUCUUUGUAUGUAUAAUGUAAUCCAUUCGUUGUUGUUUUUUUCUCUUUAUCUCUUCCAUUGCUUGUGAUUCAAAAGUGUUCCAAGUGUCUUAAGUGUCAAAGUAUGCAGCUGGCAGAGGAUGGAUACAGUCAUUGUGUGAUGUAAGAGUCUAUUUUACACUUGCAUUCUGUUGGCCACUAAGCAGCAGGACAUAAUCCCUGGACAAGGUUCAGAAACACCUCGGCUUUGUUGCUCAGAACAAUCACAUGGUUUCGGAUCUAUGUCUCUCCAAAGUGGAGGCUAUCUGGAGGACAGGUAACUCAUUCGCUGCCAGCCCAGUGAAAAUGGAUCUUUGACGUCUGUAGCCGUCAAUGGUGGUGAAUGACGUAAGCAACUCAUUGACAGCAGGGUUGUAUUUAUAGUGAAGGGCAAAGAAUGCUGAGGAUGUUUUUGAAAGGUCAGAAUGUUUAGUCAUGAUGGCGAUGUUAGGAAGUGAAUCCUCUCUGGGGACGAGUUGCAAUAUUUACCAGUACACACACGCAUUACUGGCUGACCUGGAAUCAACCACGUCCCACAUUUCAAAAAGACCAGUGUUUUUACCAGAUGAGACCCCCUACUCUAUCCCGAUUGGGAAUUAUUGCCAGGAUCAAUCAGUUCCUCCUCCAGUCCCUCCUCCGCCCACAGUUGAAGCUCUGAAUGGUUCCCUGCAAGACCACUCCCACCACUCUUCUCAACAGUCUUUAGGUUCAGCCCAGAAGAGCUCAUGGUCGAGGGACAGUAGUGGCUCUCCGUCUCAUAUUGAAGAAGACCACGUCUACAGCUUUCCAAACAAACAAAAGUCAUCAGACUCAUCAACAUCAGCCAUGACUUCUGCUCUGGGCAGCAACUUGUCUGAGCUUGACAGACUACUUCUGGAGCUUAAUGCGGUUCAGCAGAGCUCCCCUUCAUUCCCCACUACAGAAGAGAGACCCCCACCCCUACCAUCCACCAGCAUCACCCACUAUGAGAAUGGCAAUGCCCCUGACAUAAGAGUUAGCCCUCCGCCUCAGGAGGAGCCCAAGAAAAAUGGAACAAGGCAGGAUGAGGGCCGGCCCACAGUGGAGAGUCUUUUGGAUGAGCUGGAGGGCUCAGUGCCCUCAACCAGCCCCUCCCCUCGCCACAGUGAUAUGGACAGCCCCUCGCAACAGCAGGCACGGAUUUCAGCUUCAUGUGCCACAAGAGAGUUAGAUGAGCUGAUGGCCUCUUUGUCUGACUUCAAGCCCAGCUCUUCUUCCACCCCUCCUCAUCCUCCAGUCUCUACCUUCGUCACCCCAGUGGCUUCACCUUUCCUCAGUCUGUCCCACUCAUCUGCCUGUGCUUCUCCUAUGUUCUCUUUGCCUGCUGGUCUAGAACUACACAUAGAUGAGGACGGUGUAGACCGAGCCUCUUUGAAACGUCACAGUCCAAUAUCAUCCCUUUCUGCAGCCAGUGAUCUCGACUCUGUCGCAGAUGUGCUUUCUGCGGUCCCACCAUCGCCAAACAAUUCGCUGCUUGUCCUCACCGUUUCCGGCAGAAACAACCAGCAGAGAAACAGUUCGAGCCCAUCCACUACUCCCUCGACGACUUCAGUAAACACAGUCUUGGACCACAAGACUUCCAAAUCACCUAGUCCAUCUGUGGAGCGCAUUUCACCCCUAGCAGCUGCAGCCUCACCCCUUCACUACCUCACCCCUCCUACCUCUAUACCCAAGACUCCUUCACUUCUCCUUUGUACUUCUGUGUCGCCUCCCCUCACCAAUAACUCCUUCACACCCUCCUCCUCGGUCUCGCCGACCAACAUUUCCUCAUAUACGACCAUCACGAGCUCUUCAAUUUCCAGUGGACAUCUGUUGCAGCCAGCACCUGCAGCCAAGAGCGCACUGCAUCAGCUGCCUGUUGAAGACCCCUCCCUGAAUGAAGCGCUCGACAAACUGCUAGAGAUGAGUUUCGCACAAAUUCACUCAGCGGCCGAAGUGAAGGAUCUGCAGCUGCACACGGAGGCGCACUAUCUUGGCAGAGGAGUCCCCGAGGUGUCGGAGGAACUCAUCCUGCUCAUGGACAGAAACAGUGUGCAGCCUGACAUGUUCACCUGCACCGCUAACACCAUCACAGAUGAAUCAGUGGACGGAGGUACCGACACCAACGGAGAUCUGGACUGGGCCGAUGAGGAGCUGUCCGUGUCCUUACACGACGGACUAGAUGGCACCAUGACGCCGUACACCGAGAGGCUGUACACAGAUGGCAGCGUGACUCCACUGACGGAAGCUAGCUGGAUGGAUGAUUCCAUGACGCCGUCCACGUGUCCUGGGACGCCAGACGCUGCCUUGGAUCUGCCUUUGUUGCAACCACCCAAUAUGGACAGAGUGUCUGCCUCAGGACACAUCAAAUCUGUGAUAAGGCGCACUAAGGAGACCCCCAAUGUGCACCCGAUGUAUCGAGACGGUCUCCUGCGCAGGAAAAUGGGCCCCGUCAUUGUCAACAAGAACUCUUCCCAGGACCGCCUCAUAGAGGAGCUUCAGGGCAAGUUUGGUAUCGCCCGCUCUGAGCGUCGACGUAAACAGCCAGACGAGUGGAUUAUGGACGGGUUCGUUGUCACAGCCAAGCCUCAACGCUUCCGCCCUGACGGAGCGGUCGGCGAGGUGGACAAGAUUGUAAUUUCCCCCGGGUCGCCUGCUCCCGUGAGACGGGUCCUCCCGCCUCAGUCACCUCCUGCUCCUCGUCCUCCUUCUAUCAUAGAAGACCCUAAACUCAUGCUCCCAGGUCACCAACAUCCCGCUCCUUUACCUCCACCACCUCCCUUGCCCCCUCCUCACAUCCGAGCGCAAGACACAGCUCCACCUCGGCACAUAAUGACAGCUUCACAAGCACCACUGUCACCACCCGCUCAGGAACCACCAGUCCACAAACUCGAGCCCCCCAUGUCUAUUCAUAAAAGUCCAACCCACCCUUCACCACCAGUUGAACCCAAAGUCCUGGUAUCUGUCGGCUGCCAAACUGACUAUGACCCACUCUUCUCCUCGAUGGCUCAAGGGAAAGGGGUUUCUUCUGGCGCUCAGCAGACGCAGGUCAACAAGCUGGACAACAUGCUUGGGAGCCUGCAGUCGGACCUUAACAAACUGGGUGUGCAGACAGUGGCCAAAGGAGUUUGCGGUGCCUGCUUCAAGCCAAUUGUGGGGCAGUUGGUGACUGCCAUGGGGCGCACAUGGCAUCCUGAACACUUUGUGUGCACGCACUGUCAAGAGGAGAUUGGCUCCAGAAACUUUUUUGAGCGGGAAGGACAGCCCUACUGUGAGAGAGAUUACCAUAACCUGUUUUCUCCUCGAUGCCACUACUGCAAUGGGCCCAUACUAAAUCAAGUUGUAACUGCGCUGGAUCGAACAUGGCACCCCGAACAUUUCUUCUGCGCUCAGUGUGGAUGCUUCUUCGACCCAGAUGGCUUCCAUGAAAAGGAUGGCAAGGCUUACUGCAGGAAGGAUUACUUUGACAUGUUUGCACCAAAAUGUGGUGGCUGCGCGAGAGCCAUCGUGGAGAACUACAUCUCGGCACUCAACUCGCUUUGGCACCCGGAGUGUUUUGUUUGCAGGGAGUGUUUCACGCCAUUUGUCAAUGGAAGUUUCUUUGAGCACGACGGCCAGCCCUACUGUGAAGUCCACUACCACGAGCGCCGCGGUUCUCUGUGCUCCGGCUGCCAGAAGCCCAUCACAGGUCGCUGUAUCACAGCUAUGUCCAAGAAGUUCCACCCGGAACACUUUGUCUGCGCUUUCUGCCUCAAGCAACUCAACAAAGGCACAUUUAAAGAGCAGAACGACAAACCCUACUGCCACGGCUGCUUUGUGAAGCUCUUUAGUUAAGGAGCGAGGCAGCUACUUGUGGUACUGCGCAGAAGAAAGGUGUCCGCAGCAACGCGGGCACUAGUCCAGACUGAUGUCAAUCAACGUAAGGUUGUGACCCUUUUCAAAUGUGUGUAUGCAUAGGCUAAACAUUAUUCAUCCUGCUUGGGAUUAAGGCUAUAAACGGUGCCCAAUAUUUCAUAACAAUGGAAAUGAAGGGUGAAAUAACGUCUGCAUGUUUUAACUUAUGACUUCAACUUUCCCUAAUAGUUUCUUUUCUUUCCAUUACAUUUGCUAGUUCAUUUACUUGUCAGGUGGCGAUGAACGACUGAGGACUGAAGAAAUCAUAAAAUGUGCAUUUUUACUAUUCUCACUGGUUGAGUAUGUCCUUUUUAGGAUUUAUUUUUUAGUUAAAAUCAGACAAUUAGAGCAGGGAGCAGGUGACCUGCUAUUGUGCGAUUAACUGAUUUUCAACCAGAUUAUGAUGUUUUGUUUUAGUCUUUUAUUGUGUCAAAGUUGACGCAUUAAUGUAAGUGAAACAUCAACUGGAAAUUGUAUUGAGUGAGCAAUUGGUUGUUUUGUGGCGUGUGUGAAGAUGUUUUCUUUUCACUCUGUGGAUUUACUCAAUCAGCCACACAUUUUAGACUUGAUUUGUUUAUACCAGCAUGUUAGAAAACAUUUAUUUGAUGUACAGUACAUGAGAAGGAUAUUUUUAGAGUAACGUCUUUCUAGACUUGAUCACAAUUCUAUUUGUUCCACAGUAAUUGCUGUUGUCUUGAGUUAGUAGAAAGCCAAAGCUAAAUGUUUCACUGCCAAAUCAUUCCUUGUUUUCAUCGAUGAAAACAAACAGUUUCACCAUUCAUUUCCUCAGAUUUUCACAGAUAUUACUGUUUAUAGUCAUUUCCAGCGUCUCCACCCUAUUACCGUACAAUUAAUAGUGUAAAUCUGCAAUAUUAGACGAGGCACCGGGAUGCUUCCCAAGACUGUUUUUGAUAGCUACUCCCUACAAAAAUGGUGAUCAUUGGUUGGACUGUGAUGCUGGACUACUGUGUUCCUAUGUCAGAAUCGUUGGACUACAAGGACACUAUAUGGCAUUGUAUUAUCAAACCAUUAAACUUGUAUCUGCA